ACCGCGGACUGUGCACACACUGCCGAGUGUGGCUUGUUCAGCAGGUCUGUCUGUGUUUGGUGACCCGUUUCAUUGUAGCGCUGACAAAACAUAGUCAUGACGAAGCUGUGCGUUCAUAAAAGGAGGACCAUUGUACUGUCAGCGUGGUGCUGUUGAGUGACCAGAGUUCACCAUGUUUGAGGACGACCCUGAGGACGAACCCUGUGACCUUGUCCCCUUCAUAGGUCGAGACGAGGAAAGGGAGGCAAUCAAGAAGAUGCUCGGUCACUCUACGAGGGCUGUUCAACUUCUUGGACCACCCAUGGUUGGGAAAAGCUGUUUGGCAGAAAAGAUCUCCCACGAGCUUCAGGACGAGAUGGCGGCGAAAGAUAAGAAGCUGAUGUGCUACCACAUGUCCUGUGUGGACGUCAUGACCUAUGAUGACCUCCUCGCGCGUCUCAGUGCUGGCUUGGAACUGCACACAACUGCAACGUCAGACACGUCACUGGUCAACAGCUUCAGAAAGAUCGCUACCGAUGACCCCAAGUGUUCCCACUUCUUCGUCUUGCUGAAGUGUGAAAGCUUUCACAGAAUCGGACUUCACGUACAGUUUCUGGAUCUAGUCAAGAAGCUCAUGGAGGCUUCAAAACGAGCAUUCGCCAUCAUAACAACCCAGAAAGCUUUCAACUUCCCUCCAGCAAAACAAGUGUCAAUCAAACCCCUUUCUCCUCAAGACAUGGUGACGUUGGUGAAACGCUGUGCUCCUGACGUUAACGUUGACCCGUACAGGGAAGCCAUUGAGAAACACUGCAUGGGGUUACCUCCCUUAGCUAUGGACGCUGCCCAUGAGUUGGUCAAGGCACAGGGGAUUCCUCUGUCUCCUCACGAAUUUGAAGAGCUCCUCUCCGGGACAAACAGGUCAAAGCGAAUCCAUUCAACAAAUGACGUUUUGAAUUCUGCAGCUUUACGUCAGUUCGAAGGCCUUAAUGACUUCUUGAAGCAGAGGAUAUUUGAUAUUUCAAUAUUCAAAGGAUCCUUCCGUGUGGACCAUAUCCUGAAACUCCUUGGCAACAACCAAGCCGAAGCCAAAGCUCAGCUCAUAGAGAUGAGGAACUCCGGGGUCGUGGAGCUGGAAAAUGGCGGACAACGAAUGCACCUUCAAACCGUUAUCAGCCAUUACGUCCGGAAUAUCAUGGGGAACCAUAUCAAAUACAGCGACACUGUCCGACUGCAGUUUGUGACAUUGUUUCUGGACGUCCUGAAGAAAGCGGACACGGAGUUGUUCGUGAAGCCCCAGCAGACCGUGUUCGGAUACCUCCACGAUGAUUGGCCCAAUCUGAGACAGGUCCUGGAGCAAGCAAUACACUGCACAGAACACACGUACCCUGCCUUCCUGCAAGUUGCCAUGUCAGCCGAGAACCUGCUGGUGAAGUGUUUCCCAGGAGAGGCGGUCCAAUUCUACGAAGCCAUGAUGUGGUCCGCCACAAGAUUCGGGAAUACAGAAGAAUGUGCCACGCAGAAAUGGCUGCUUGGCAUGGCGAAAACUCUCGGCAAAGGAACAGACUUAGUGGAGGCGAUGGGGCUAUUCAAAGAGGCGCUUCCGGUCCUGCGCAGAGGGAACACACCCGAGGCGCUGGUGUCAGUCAUGGCGGACAUGGGCCUCAACUACUGCCGCCAGGGCAAGAACACCAAGUCGAGAAACUUCUAUCUGGAGGCAUUAGAGGAGUCAGGCCGCUGCCAUGACGGACGGAAACUGACCAACAGAAUCAUCAACGUCAGGUGCUAUCUGGCGAUACCCAUGAUAUUCCUAGAACACUAUGACGAAGCCGAGACGUUGCUGAAGGAGACUCUAGCGGAGUCGGAGAAGGUGGCGCCUUGUCAUCCCUCCAUCCCUGUCAUGAUUAACAGUCUCGGACUCAUCUAUGAGAGAGCAGCCGGAAAAGACGACGACGAGGCGCUACGAUACUACUCUGCAUCGCUCUAUGAACGUCGGAAGUAUGCUGACGUGGCUCCUGGCGACCUCGUUGUGGUGCUCAACAACGUUGCUAUGCAACACUCAGUAGAUCGAACCUAUCUUGCCUCCAAUCCAGGUUCCAUUCUUGACAUAUAUGAACAUACCGGUAUUUUUGAAGCAGCCGGAAAAGACGACGACGAGGCGCUACGAUACUACUCUGCAUCGCUCUAUGAACGUCGGAAGUAUGCUGACGUGGCUCCUGGCGACCUCGUUGUGGUGCUCAACAACGUUGCUAUGCAACACUCAAAACGAGGCAACCAUGACUACGCCCUUCAGCUUUUGUCAGAGGCGAGAGACAUCAGGAUGAAGCUGGACAGGAUCAACUACCAUACGGCCCUCACGUGUUGGAAUAUGGGACAGGUGUACGCUAGAAAAUGUUACUUUGAAAAUGCACUGUUGGAAGUACGAGAUGCUCUGGAGAUCUUCAAGAAGUGCACCAAGUCUCACUUCGUCAUUGUGGAGGUUCUGUUUCUGGCGACACAUCUGGCUGCAGCCCUGGGUCACUAUGAGGAUGCGGAGGAGUACCUCAAGGAAGCAGUGGCAUUCGAGGACAAGUACCGUGAACAUCUCCCAACUGGGGCUCACACACUGAUGGUCCUUCAGCAUCUUCUCAUGGUCUACCUGGGCUGGAAGAGGAAGAGCUCCCCUGUCCUUGACAGAGCUGUAGCUGAAGCAAACCGGCUCGCCGAGCUGAGCAGGAACACAGAAGCAAUGGACAAACACGUGUCCUACUUGCGCCAGACGGCGGCUCUGUAUAGAGUCAGAGCAUCACUCGACCAACAGACGGUCUCCAAUGAGAUGUUGGAAGAAGUAUUGACCGAGAUGAGCGGGUUUUGUUUUGUGUGUGAAGACCUGAACUCAAGAAAUGUGGACAUGGUCAGUGUGUUUCGUAGAAUGUCAACAACUGUGACUGGGGCUUUGGCCAGCUUUGAGACUUUACUCAGAUCAGAGGCUAUGACAACUGCUGUAGAUUUGCUUAAAAAAGUCUCAGGAAGAUCUGAGAGUCCACCAAGUUCUCCUACUGUAUCCGACCCUCCAGCCUUCUCGUUUGACAAACUACGUGGGCAGUAUCAAGAGAGCAGUAUUGCCUCACCAUAUUACUACGAACAAGAAAGCUGUCAACAUGCAAAGGAAGACAGGCACAACUGUACAAUGCAGACACCCAAUUCGGCUACUGAGACAAGUAAUGCUUACAUCCCCCAAUGUCCAACUGAAACCAAUCCCCACUGUUAUACGAGAGUGUCACCAGAGGAGAGCAGACCGUACUCCAUCAAUCACGAGUUCCCUUUUGGGCAAGUACGCCCUGGCAGCUUCAUGGGGUCGGUUCCUAAACGAGGUGAUUCCUCUCAAGAGAAAACCUCUGGUUCGUUAGGGGUAGAUAUAAAUAUGCUAAACAGAGAUACCUCCACGGCCGUUGAGGACAGCAAGGGCAGGAUGCAUCAAGCGGCUGCAUGUAAACUUGAAAAAAUGAAGGAACUUGAUGACUCUUUUCGAUGCUCAUCCCCGAAGCCCAACGACCGGUGUUCAUUUGAUCCUAGUCUUAGAUAUCCCCCGAACUUCAACUUCCCAACUAUUGAUCAUUGGCAGUCGAAUGAUUCCGACACAUCAGCAUCUCAGAUACCCUCCUGGAAAACCACCCAUCACAACACAGUUGACGGUUCGCUGAAAACUAGUCUCCCUCAGAGUCACUUCCACAACAGAUAUAAAGAGGCUCUUACCCAUUUACAGAAUUCCAAAAUUGCGGAGGAGAAUGUUCCCCGACAAGCUUCCUCAAUGGACAGACCAGGCCGUGUCAUCGGUGGUGGAAUCCUGCAUGGUGGAAUUGGGGGCAGUAGGGUUGCAGCAGCUUAUGAUAGACAAGUACAGAAGCGUAUGUCAUCAUCUCCGAGUUCCAGCUCGUCCGGCGUGUGCAGCAGGAGUGCCUCGGAACACGACGAGAGAAGGCACGAGAACACAGCCUAUUGCACUCAGGCAGGCUGUUUGUGUUCCCUGAAACACCGGAAGUAGCCACCAGUGCAUAGCAGCUGUAUCCGUGUCACGAGUGAAGUGAAACUUCAAUUACUGUUAUCUCACACUGAACAUUCACUCGAAGAUCUGUGUUGUUAAUCCUGCUGGAAGUGUAACUUCAAUCGCUGUUAUCUGACAACAGACAUUCACUCGAAGAUCUGUGUUGUUAAUCCUGCUGGAAGUGUAACUUCAAUCGCUGUUAUCUGACAACAGACAUUCACUCGAAGAUCUGUGUUGUUAAUCCUGCUGGAAGUGUAACUUCAAUCGCUGUUAUCUGACAACAGACAUUCUUUGAAGAUAUGUGCUGUUAAUCCUGCUGGAAGUGUAACUUCAAUCGCUGUUAUCUGACAACAGACAUUCAUUGAAGAUAUGUGCUGUUAAUCCUGCUGGAAGUGUAACUUCAAUCGCUGUUAUCUGACAACAGACAUUCAUUGAAGAUAUGUGCUGUUAAUCCUGCUGGAAGUGUAACUUCAAUCGCUGUUAUCUGACAACAGACAUUCAUUGAAGAUAUGUGCUGUUAAUCCUGCUAGAAGUGUCACUUCAAUCACUGUUAUCUCACACUAAACAUUCACUCGAAGAUCUGGUCUGUUAAUCCUUCUGGAAGUGUAACUUCAAUCACGGUUGUCUUUUACUAAACAUUCACUUGAAGAUCUGUGCUGAUAAUCUUAUCAGAAGUGUAACUUCAAUCGCUGUUAUCUCACACUAAACAUUCACUCGAAGAUCUGUGCUGUUAAUCCAGCUGGAAGUGUAACUUCAAUUUCUGUAAUCUCGCAAUGAUCAUUCACUCGAAGAUCUGUGCCGUUAAUUUUACUGGAAGUUUUAACUUCAAUUACUGUUAUCUCGUAGUAAUCAUUCACUCGAAGGUGUGUGAUGUUAAUCUUGCUGGAAGUGAAACUUCAAUUACUGUUAUCUCCCAAUAACCAUUCCCUCGAAGAUCUGUGCUGUUAAUCCUGCUGAAAGUGAAACUUCAAUUACUGUUAUCUCGCAAUAAUCAUUCACUACGAAGAUGUGUGCUGUUAAUCCUGCUGGAAGUGUAACUUCAAUUACUGUUAUCUCACACUAAACAUUUACUCGAAGGUGUGUGAUAUUAAUCUUGCUGGAAGUGAAACUUCAAUUACUGUUAUCUCGUAAUAAUCAUUCACUCAAAGGUGUGAGCUGUUAAUUUUACUGGAAGUGUUACUUCAAUCACAGUUAUCUCACACUAAACAUUCACUCGAAGAUCUGUGCUGUUAAUCCUGCUGGAAGUGAAACUUCAAUUACUGUUAUCUCGCAAUAAUCAUUCACUCGAAGAUCUGUGCUGUUAAUCCUGCUGGAAGUGUAACUUCAAUUACUGUUAUCUCGCAAUAAUCAUUCACUACGAAGAUGUGUGCUGUUAAACCUGCUGGAAGUGUAACUUCAAUUACUGUUAUCUCACACUAAACAUUUACUCGAAGGUGUGUGAUAUUAAUCUUGCUGGAAGUGAAACUUCAAUUACUGUUAUCUCGUAAUAAUCAUUCACUCAAAGGUGUGAGCUGUUAAUUUUACUGGAAGUGUUACUUCAAUCACAGUUAUCUCACACUAAACAUUCACUCGAAGAUCUGUGCUGUUAAUCUUGCUGGAAGUGAAACUUCAAUUACUGUUAUCUCCCAAUAACCAUUCCCUCGAAGAUCUGUGCUGUUAAUCCUGCUGAAAGUGAAACUUCAAUUACUGUUAUCUCGCAAUAAUCAUUCACUACGAAGAUGUGUGCUGUUAAUCCUGCUGGAAGUGUAACUUCAAUUACUGUUAUCUCACACUAAACAUUUACUCGAAGGUGUGUGAUAUUAAUCUUGCUGGAAGUGAAACUUCAAUUACUGUUAUCUCGUAAUAAUCAUUCACUCAAAGGUGUGAGCUGUUAAUUUUACUGGAAGUGUUACUUCAAUCACAGUUAUCUCACACUAAACAUUCACUCGAAGAUCUGUGCUGUUAAUCCUGCUGGAAGUGAAACUUCAAUUACUGUUAUCUCGCAAUAAUCAUUCACUCGAAGAUCUGUGCUGUUAAUCCUGCUGGAAGUGAAACUUCAAUUACUGUUAUCUCGCAAUAAUCAUUCACUCGAAGGUGUGUGAUGUUAAUCUUGCUGGAAGUGAAUCUUCAAUUUCUGUUACCUCUCAAUAAUCAUUCACUCGAAGAUGUGUGAUGUUAAUCCUGCUGGAAGUGAAACUUCAAUUACUGUUUUCUCGCAAUAAUCAUUCACUCAAAGAUGUGUGCUGUUAAUCCUGCUGGAAGUGUAACUUCAAUUACUGUUAUCUCACACUAAACAUUCACUCAAAGGUGUGUGAUAUUAAUCUUGCGAGAAGUGAAACUUCAAUUACUGUUAUCUCGCAAUAAUCAUUCACUACGAAGAUGUGUGCUGUUAAUCCUGCUGGAAGUGUAACUUCAAUUACUGUUAUCUCACACUAAACAUUUACUCGAAGGUGUGUGAUAUUAAUCUUGCUGGAAGUGAAACUUCAAUUACUGUUAUCUCGUAAUAAUCAUUCACUCAAAGGUGUGAGCUGUUAAUUUUACUGGAAGUGUUACUUCAAUCACAGUUAUCUCACACUAAACAUUCACUCGAAGAUCUGUGCUGUUAAUCUUGCUGGAAGUGAAACUUCAAUUACUGUUAUCUCCCAAUAACCAUUCCCUCGAAGAUCUGUGCUGUUAAUCCUGCUGAAAGUGAAACUUCAAUUACUGUUAUCUCGCAAUAAUCAUUCACUACGAAGAUGUGUGCUGUUAAUCCUGCUGGAAGUGUAACUUCAAUUACUGUUAUCUCACACUAAACAUUUACUCGAAGGUGUGUGAUAUUAAUCUUGCUGGAAGUGAAACUUCAAUUACUGUUAUCUCGUAAUAAUCAUUCACUCAAAGGUGUGAGCUGUUAAUUUUACUGGAAGUGUUACUUCAAUCACAGUUAUCUCACACUAAACAUUCACUCGAAGAUCUGUGCUGUUAAUCCUGCUGGAAGUGAAACUUCAAUUACUGUUAUCUCGCAAUAAUCAUUCACUCGAAGAUCUGUGCUGUUAAUCCUGCUGGAAGUGAAACUUCAAUUACUGUUAUCUCGCAAUAAUCAUUCACUCGAAGGUGUGUGAUGUUAAUCUUGCUGGAAGUGAAUCUUCAAUUUCUGUUACCUCUCAAUAAUCAUUCACUCGAAGAUGUGUGAUGUUAAUCCUGCUGGAAGUGAAACUUCAAUUACUGUUUUCUCGCAAUAAUCAUUCACUCAAAGAUGUGUGCUGUUAAUCCUGCUGGAAGUGUAACUUCAAUUACUGUUAUCUCACACUAAACAUUCACUCAAAGGUGUGUGAUAUUAAUCUUGCGAGAAGUGAAAUUUCAAUUACUGUUAUCUCCCAAUAAUCAUUCUGUCGAAGAUGUGUGCUGUUAAUCCUGCUGGAAAUGUAACUUGAAUUACUGUUGUCUUGUACUACACAUUCAAUAGAAGACAUGUGCUGUUAAUUUUACUGGAAGUUUUAACUUCAAUUACUGUUAUCUGAUAUAUGAGAGUGAUACCGGUACAGCCGGAUUUAUACCUUCCAUGACCUGCUUUAUGUAUAAUCUUACAUGUGAAGGAUAAACAUAUCCUAUAUGUCUAAUUAUUGAUUGAGGCGGUGUAACCUGACUGUUCUUCAGCAACCCAUGCUUGUCGUAAGAGGCGACUAACGGGAUCGGGUGGUCAGGCUCGUUGACUUGGUUGAUGCAUGUCAUCGUAUCCCAAUUGCAUAGAUCGAUGCUCAGUAUGUCAUAUCACUGGAUUGCCUGGUCCAGACGCGAUUAUUUACAGACUGUCAUUAUAUAGCUGGAAUAUUGCUGAUUGCGGCGUUAAACAAACAAACAAGCAAAUAAGUUGACUGUAUUUUGGAAGAAAGAUCCUACUUCUGUCAGCCCCCGGAGCCUGAUAAACCUGUUUCUUGAAUGAACUUGAAAUGAAUUGAGUGCAUUGAAAAGUGCAUACUGCGAACCAAGGAAACCAUUUGUGCCAAUGACUCACGCAACUAAACUAUCUAAACGUUUACGUGUGCCAGUGUCACGUGACACUGAAGCAUCUAAGUCACGUGUGCCAAUGACACGUGCGAAAAGAAGAACCCUGCAACUUGCGUCAGCAACGGGGCAAACUGAAGAGGUAAACAGGUAACCAACGAAGACGUGCAACGGUGACAGGUCCAACUUGUUUCAGCGACAGAUCCAACUUGUUUCAGUGACAGAUCCAACUUGUUUCAGUGACAGAUCCAACUUGUUUCAGUUACAGAUCCAACUUGUUUCAGUGACAGGUCCAUCUUGUUUCAGUGACAGGUCCAUCUUGUUUCAGUGACAGAUCCAACUUGUUUCAUUGACAGUUCCAACUUGUUUCAGUGACAGGUCCAUCUUGUUUCAGUGACAGAUCCAACUUGUUUCAGUGACAGAUCCAACUUGUUUCAGUAACGUACGACUUGUCACAGAUAGGUGCAGCUAUGUAACCAAUGCUUGCAAAUUGUGCCGAUCUCCCGUGCACCUGUUAAAGGGUACAACUUGACAUGUGUGACAAGAGGGACUAUAGAACAGGUCUUGCCCAAAAUAUAUGUGCAAACAAGAACCCAAACGUGAAGGUAUUUCAUUGAAAUGUGCAAGUUGUGUAGAAUUGGCCACUAGGGUGAUCACUGAGUUGUACGGUGUUGUCAUGGUUACCAGUAUCCAAGUGUUAAUAUAUACGCAAUACCAUGUUGACAACGGGCAUGUUCUAAGACGCUACGGGUGACUAGACACAGAACUGUCAAGCAUGAGUUGAGAAAAUAUGUAGUCAGUUUUAUAAACCUCUUGUGACGUCAUCCUAUUAUUUUUUUCCAAAACACCCUCCUGUCCCUAGGUAUUCUACAGAAAGCAUUCCGGCCCAGUGGUGUUAGAAAAUGUCCCUCGCUAUAGAUCUGUGUACAUUUCAGAUAUAUCUACUUCAGGUUAUAUGCAGAAUGAAUCAAAAUCAAGCGACGAAUGUCUUCUAUAUAUUUCAGUUGAAAUUGCAACAUUCGUAUUCGUAGCCAAGUGAGUGAAACACGUGGGUAUAGAGACGCCUAUCAAUCACAAUGCUUUCAAGAAUCUCUUUUUAAAGAAUAUUUAUUAUGUCGGUCACUAAAGUUGAUGGAAAGUGUGUUUGAAACAAAAUGUGUUUAUUGAAAGUGCUUAAAACAAAAAAUUAAUGAUA
Molecule: messenger RNA, 9155 nt
Organism: Haliotis rufescens (red abalone)
Lineage: Eukaryota; Metazoa; Mollusca; Gastropoda; Lepetellida; Haliotidae
Exons: 11
Coding region: 173-4000 (1275 amino acids)
Molecular function (GO): protein binding
Source: RefSeq, a predicted model, not a curated record